Molecule: messenger RNA, 1248 nt
Organism: Brassica rapa (field mustard)
Lineage: Eukaryota; Viridiplantae; Streptophyta; Magnoliopsida; Brassicales; Brassicaceae
Source: RefSeq, a predicted model, not a curated record
UCUAAACUAUUUCUAAGAUAUGAGUGUUUUAAAAAAUUUAACACAGGAUGUUUAGAACACGGGAUUAUGCUUAUGAGAGAGUGGCUCGGGAAUAGGCUUCGAAAUGGGUCGAAUGGGCUCCGAAAAUAGUUUAUUUUUUUUAAUUCAAACUCAAGUCCGGAUGACAUGGCAUCUUGAUUGGUUCACAUUAUUUUGCCCAUGUGGCAAGGCUUAGAAAGUAAAGAUUUAGUCCCUUUUAUAUAAUAGGAUAAUACAAAUCAUUAGAUUACAUGUUAUAGUCAAUUUAAUCUUCUAAAUUUAUCUUAUUUUUUCAAGGACUAGGAUAGUGAGAAAGCACAUGUUAUGAGAGUGUGUUUAGUUAAUAACGAGAUGGCAAAAGGACAAUUCAGUCAUUUACUAUACGUAUGAUCAAGUCCGCUUUGUUGUUACGUGAAGUGUUGGCUCCUAUAUAACCUCGUUCCUCUCCAGCUUGCUCUUUCCCAUAAAUCGGAUUAUCAAUCAAUACAUAAACACCUAAAAGAAAAAUAAAGAAGUAGGAGAGAGAUGGGAAACAGCUUAAGGUGUUGUAUAGCUUGUGUGCUUCCAUGUGGAGCACUAGACUUAAUCAGGAUCGUUCAUCUAAACGGCCACGUUCAGGAGAUCACACGGUCAAUAACCGCCGGAGAGAUUCUCCAAGCAAACCCAAACCAUGUCCUAAGCAAACCAUGUUCUCAAGGAGUUGUCCGCAAGAUCUUGAUCUUGUCCCCUGAAUCUGAGCUCAAGCGAGGAAGUAUCUAUUUUCUUAUUCCUGAUUCUUCUUUGCCGGAGAAGAAAAGGAGGAGAAAAGAUAGUCAUCGUCAGAGUAAGACUCUCAACAACAACCCUACCGUUGACGCCCCUAAAGAUGAUGAUCAAUCUGUGAAGUUGUGUACUGAGAAGUACUUAGAAGAAGUUGUGUCGUCGACGUCGACUAGUAAAGAACACCGUCAUCGCCGGCGACAUAGCAGAUCCGCGUCAGUUUCCACGUGGCAGCCUCACCUUGACAGCAUCUCUGAGGAUCUUAAUUAAUUCCUCUUCACUUUUCUUUUUCUUCUAGCUAAUGGUGUUUUUUGUCCGGAAGCCGGAUUUUUAUUUUCCUAGAGAUCAUUUUUAUUUUCUGUUUUGUUUUGUUUGGGGAAAAAAUCUCACGAAAUUAUAUAUUGUGGAUACAAUCUGUUUUAAAUGAUGUUGUAAUUUCAAGCCACUGAGUGAUUAUAUUUCAACCAUUAA